AUGGACUCCAUAGACAAGAAAGUUCAUGAGAAAUUAGAUGAAGAAGAACUCGAAGAUACAGUAGAGAAUGCUAAACCUUUGUUUGAAGAAGAAGUUAGAAAAAUGUGCGAAAAACAAUUAGAACAUGAACGUGAGAUAUGUUAUGGUUAUAGAGAUUCUCCAUACGAACUAGACCAAUGGGAACAAGAAGAUUUAAAGAGAGAAUUUAGAGAAUAUGAACUCGCUAAGAUAGCAUUAGAAACUGCAGAAAAGAAAUUAAAAGUUUGGGGUCGUUUUGUACAAAAAUAUUGUGAGUAA
This is a messenger RNA of Trichomonas vaginalis G3, 297 nucleotides long. RefSeq lists its product as uncharacterized. The coding region runs from base 1 to 297 and encodes 98 amino acids. The record is from RefSeq and is a predicted model, not a curated record. The transcript has a single exon. NCBI's taxonomy places the organism in Eukaryota, Parabasalia, Trichomonadida, Trichomonadidae.